Molossus molossus (Pallas's mastiff bat) is the source of this 864-nucleotide messenger RNA. RefSeq names its product zinc finger protein 14-like. Lineage: Eukaryota; Metazoa; Chordata; Mammalia; Chiroptera; Molossidae. Gene Ontology annotation, biological process: regulation of transcription by RNA polymerase II. The record is from RefSeq and is a predicted model, not a curated record. The transcript is spliced from 2 exons. Gene Ontology annotation, molecular function: DNA-binding transcription factor activity, RNA polymerase II-specific; RNA polymerase II cis-regulatory region sequence-specific DNA binding. The annotation marks the transcript as partial.
CACACUGGACACAAGCCGUUGAAGUAUCAGAAAUAUGGAGAGAAGCCAUAUCGAUGUAACACAUGUGGAAGAGGUUUCAGUUAUCUUCAGUGUUUUGAAAAACAUGAGCAAAAUCACAAUGUUGAGAAACCCUACAAAUGUGAGGAAUGUGGGAAAACCUUCAUGUGGCUCAAAACUUUUCAAAGACACAUGAGCACACAUACUUUAGAUGGUCCUUAUAAGUGUAAGGAGUGUGGAAAAGCCUUCAGAUCUUACAGUGCCUUACAACCACACAGAAGAACACACAUAGGAGAGAAACCCUAUGAAUGUAAGGAAUGUGGAAAAACAUUCAGUAAUUGUAGGUCCUUGUAAAUACACGAAAGGUCUCACACUGGAGAGAAACCCUAUGAGUGUAACCAUUGUGGCAAAGCAUACAGUGCUCCCAAUUAUCUUCGGAAAGAUAAAAGAACUCAUAUUGCAGAAAAACCAUAUAAAUGUAAGGAAUGUGGAAAAGCCUUUAGAUUUUCUAAUUCCUUACAAACACAUGAAAGAACUCACACGGGAGAGAAACCCUAUGAAUGUAAAAAAUGUGGCAAAGCCUUCAGAUCUUCUGGUAACUUACAAACACAUGAAAGAACUCACGCGGGAGAGAAACCCUACAAAUGUAAGGAAUGUGAAAAAUCCUUCAGAUAUUCCAGUUCUUUACAAAUGCACAAAAGGACUCAUAAAGGAGAGGAAACUUAUGUAUGUAAAAAAUGUAGUAAAACAUUUAGAUAUCCCAGUAAUCUUCGAAUACAUGAAAGAAUUCACAGUGGAGAGAGACUCUAUGAAUAUAAGAAGUGUGGAAAAGCCUUUAUAUCAUACAGUUCCUUACAAACACAUUGA